AACAUUGUUUUACCACCAUCUAGUGGUUAAUUUAAACACCUUGUAAUUCAAGCUGACAUUACAUAACAAUAUAAGGUGUAUAUAUAUAUAUAUUUUUUAUCUUUGCACAGGCGCGUUAUUAGCAAGAAUCGUUUAAGCAAAUGAAGAGACACCUGCGACUGAACCAACGUGGAUAAAGUGACGUUUUUGAUUUCCUACGCAGUCACAGCCAUUGAAGUCUGAAGCUGUGUAUUGGAUUAGGAGCAUAGACAUGGACAGCGGCAGAAAGAAGAUAGCAUUUAAGUGGCGACAAACUGCAGUUACCUCACCCGUAUAUCUUAAGGACAAAGAUGCUGGCUUAAGCGCACCUUCUUGCUGGGAUACGGCGCCAAAUGAAGAUUCAGGUGCUCUUCACCUCAGUGGCUCUCCAGGACCUGACGGUCUUGGAGAGCUGAGUCUGGACACUCCAAAGAGAAAAGCAAAAGUACUUCAUGAAAAUGUGCCUAACUUAGACACAGUUAAGCUGAGGAAGCUUUCCAGGAGAAAUUCUGAAAACUUAGCUUCAGAGCUUAGCUGUCAGGAAAAACCUAUGGACAAUUCAUACAAGCAAAUGGAAUUCCCAGAGAGCCAAGAAGUAUCACCACCUCCUUCUCACUCUUUUGUCUUGAAAAAGAAAGACAGGACACCUGAGGAGGGAUCAAAGGCCAUCUACAGGAUGGCAUUGCUUGCAGCCAUUGGCAGCACAACAGCAAGACACAGCAGCACCAAAAUCCUCCAGAGUUUGUCUUGCGUAUCUUCACCAGUGAGGACUGAAGUGCCCAGCUCAGCGUCACUUGACAGAACUGCUGUGAAUAUUAACUGUUCCUCAACCAAGACAGAGAAUAAAUCUGAGGACAACAGCAAUGACCAGGAAGAUCAGUCAUCCUCCCUUUGGGUGUUUGAGGACACAGAAGCUCAGAGUUACCACUCAGAACCAAAAACAGAUGGAAAAAGUGUUGUGCUGAAAGAAGAUUCACCCAAGAGGUUUGUAGACUUAGCCUCUCAAGACAAGUCAUUUGAUGCAGGAAGUAAACCAGACGCUGAGGACUGUGACUUUUCCCUCCCAGAUUUAGAGUACAUACCAGACUCUUUGUCUUGUUUCGUGACUCAUCAGAAAGGGGGCCAGCAAAGUUCAGGCAAUACUCAAGGAGCUACAACUUCCUCUCUCACAUUUUUAUCCACUAAUGAAAACACUGGGGUCAUCCACAAAGCUCUUGGGGACACUGAGAUGCCUUUGUCACUAUCACAGAGGGGAGACGUUUUUGUUACAUUCAAGCAGUCCCAUUCACCAAAUACAGGCCCUGCAAAAGCAUCUACAAUUGAGACUGGGAAUUUUUGCUCCUCCGACAUUAUGGUCCAUGUAUCGGAUCCCUUUGCUCUGCCUCCACUCUCAGAUGGAGGAGUAUUCAACCGUUGCUCGAACACAACCACACGCAGACGGUCAGAUACUGAUGCAUCCAUGCGUUCCACCCGCUGCUCCUUCUCUCAUGUUAGCACCUCUAAAAGAAGAUUAUCCGUGGGAGCAGAACCUAUAAGGAGCAGCUACCCCUAUCUGGACAGUCAGGCUGGUUUCAUAGACGCACACUGCCAUUUAGACAUGCUUUAUGGAAAACUUGGCUUUUGUGGGACUUUCAGCAACUUCCAAAGGCUAUACCAAAGCAGCUUUCCCUCAGAGUUUAGGGGCUGUAUUACCAACUUUUGCAACCCAGGGGUCAUGGUGAAGGAGGCCCUGUGGGAAGGUUUGCUGGGUGAAGACAUGGUAUGGGGGGCUUUCGGGUGCCACCCCCACUUUGCCAAAGACUACUCAAGUGUCCAGGAACACAACAUACUGAUGGCAAUGCGGCAUCCUAAAGCUGUGGCAUUUGGUGAGAUGGGCUUGGACUACUCCCACAAAAACUCCACUGAGGUCUCCAGGCAAAAAGGGGUGUUUGAGCAACAGCUGCGUUUGGCUGUGGCCAUGCAGAAGCCUCUGGUGAUUCAUUGUAGGGAUGCUGAUGAUGACCUGCUGGCAAUCAUGAGGAAGUGUGUCCCAAGAGAACACAAAAUUCACAGGCACUGUUUCACGAACAGUUAUUCAGUGAUUGAGCCCUUCCUGGCAGAGUUCCCCAAUUUGUACGUGGGUUUCACAGCCCUGAUCACCUACUUCAGGGCCACUGAGGCCCGAGAUGCUGUCCGCAAGAUCCCUCUCAACCGCAUUGUGUUGGAGACAGAUGCACCAUAUUUCCUGCCCAGACAGGUGAGUAAAGAUGUCUGCCGGUUUUCACAUCCUGGGAUGGGUAUCCAUACACUGCAGGAGCUGAGCCUGCUGAAGGGGGAAGACAUGGACACGGUUCUCGCCACCAUCCGAAACAACACCACUCAACUCUAUGGCGUAUGAGCUUCAGAGAUGAUGGAUAAAAACUAGCAAGAAAGGCAACACAUUUUGCAGCUGGUUAAUAACCCCAACAUUUUAUGUGGCAUUUUGUUUUAGAUUUAUUAUCCAACCUAUAGCUAUGUUGCAAUAUGGAGGAGCAGUCUCAUUUUAAACUGCUUGAAAGAAAAAUCUGACUGAACUGACAAUGUCCUUUGAUAGAGAUGCUGCAUAUCAUUGUUUAUCUGAUCGUAUUUUGUGUCAUUGUUCUUCAUGGAAAUUAAUUCGUUUUGGGUUUCAGUCAUUGAUUUUGCUGUGUUUCAAUAAUUUGAUAUCUCUUCUCUUGUUCAAAUUUGUCUGGAUGUUUCUGUUGUCCAGCUGCUUUAUGGUCGAAUUUUUUUUGUGAUACAGUGGAGAAACCUUAAAAGCCUUUAACCCUG
Messenger RNA from Scatophagus argus, 2808 nucleotides. RefSeq names its product TatD DNase domain containing 2 (gene tatdn2). Gene Ontology annotation, molecular function: hydrolase activity, acting on ester bonds. The transcript is spliced from 7 exons. The record is from RefSeq and is a predicted model, not a curated record. The coding region runs from base 251 to 2395 and encodes 714 amino acids. Lineage: Eukaryota; Metazoa; Chordata; Actinopteri; Scatophagidae.